This is a messenger RNA of Clunio marinus, 189 nucleotides long. The record is from the annotation of a GenBank genome assembly. Lineage: Eukaryota; Metazoa; Arthropoda; Insecta; Diptera; Chironomidae.
AUGAAGGGAGCGUUUCUUCAAAAGAGAUUUUCUUUAAAUGUUGGUCAUGCUUUAAUGUUAUACAAGAUACUCACAGAUCAGAUCUGUCCAAAUCUACUUGAAAUGCAGUUCAAAUUCAUCAUCAAAAAUGAUGAAAAAAAAGAAUUAGAAUGGAAUGGUGCAAGUGGAGAAGUAGUUCUCAUCGCUUAG